Molecule: messenger RNA, 2667 nt
Organism: Phragmites australis (common reed)
Lineage: Eukaryota; Viridiplantae; Streptophyta; Magnoliopsida; Poales; Poaceae
Product: ABC transporter G family member 14-like
Exons: 3
Coding region: 152-2323 (723 amino acids)
Cellular component (GO): membrane
Molecular function (GO): ATP hydrolysis activity; ABC-type transporter activity; ATP binding
Source: RefSeq, a predicted model, not a curated record
CAGCCACCACUUGCAACCACAACCAAGCAGCUGAUCAGCUAGGAGUAGCAGCAAACCAAAGCCUCUCCCUUUUGCUCCAUCUCCUCGCCAUAGUUAAGCUCCUAUUGCAACAACACACCUGCACCAGCUGUGUGAGCAUACAUCGACCGCCAUGCCGCCUCAGCUGGAGCACGAUGAGCAACAGACAGCAGGAGGUAGUGGCCACCGAGCAACGCCUCCUCCUCCUCCUCCUCCUCCUCCUCCUCCUAGCAUGCUCACCUUUAGUAGUACCACCUCUUCUACUUCUGCUACUACCACUUGCACCACCACUAACCCGUCCGGCGCCGUCCAUCCCACCACCUCUAGCCCUCCGUCGUCGGUCGCUGUCCGCCUCCGCCCUGCCGCCAACUCCUUCCCACUCGUUCUCAAGUUUGAGGAGGUGGUGUACAAGGUGAAGCUCGGGCAGCCGACGGCCGGAUGGUGCAACAAGCUGUCGUCAGCAGCAUGCGUGGCGGUCGGAGGAGGCGGGGAGGGGAGGAAGAAGAAGCCGGCGGGGCUGGGGGCGGCGCGGGAGAAGACGAUCAUCAGCGGGAUGUCCGGGGUGGUGCGGCCAGGAGAGAUGCUGGCGAUGCUGGGCCCGUCCGGGAGCGGCAAGACGACGCUGCUGACAGCGCUGGGCGGGCGGCACGUCGGCCGGGCGCUGCUUUCCGGGAAGAUCACGUACAACGGGCAGCCCUUCUCGAGCGCCGUGAAGCGGCGCACCGGGUUCGUGACGCAGCACGACGUGCUGUACCCGCACCUGACCGUGUCCGAGACGCUGUGGUACACGGCGCUGCUGCGGCUGCCGCGCGCUCUCGGCGCCGGAGAGAAGCGGGCGCAGGCGGACGCCGUGAUGCGGGAGCUGGGGCUUGCCAAGGUUGCGCACAGCAUGGUCGGCGGCGUCCGCGGCGUGCGCGGGCUGUCCGGCGGCGAGCGCAAGCGCGUCAGCAUCGGGCUCGAGAUGCUCGUCGACCCCAGCCUGCUGCUCCUCGACGAGCCCACCUCCGGGCUCGACUCCACCAUCGCCGCCAGGAUUGUCGGCACGCUCCGGCGGAUGGCGGCGGACGGCGGGCGCACCGUGGUGGUCACCAUCCACCAGCCGUCGUCGCGGCUGUACCACAUGUUCGACAAGGUGCUGCUGCUGUCCGCCGACGGGUGCCCCAUCUACUAUGGCCGCGCCGCCGACGCGCUCUCCUACUUCGCCUCCGUCGGCUUCGCCUCGCCGCUCUCCCUCAACCCGGCCGACCUCAUGCUCGACCUCGCCAACGGUAUCGCGCCGCAGACGGCGAGUGGCGACGGCGGCGAGGCGAGGAUGGCGGCGGUGACGGGCGGCAACGAGAGCGAGCACAAGGAGGUGAGGGAGAAGCUGGCGGCAGCGUACGAGCGCCGCAUUGCGCCGGCGGUGAAGCUGGACAUCUGCGCCCGUGAGACGACUACGGUGGCGUCGGCGCGGCGCGGCGCGGCCUCUGCGGAGUGGAUGACCGGGUGGUGGACGCAGUUCAUGGUGCUGCUCCGGCGCGGGCUCAAGGAGCGCCGGCACGAGUCCUUCAACAAGCUUCGCAUCUUCCAGGUGCUGAGCGUGGCGAGCCUGGCGGGGCUGCUGUGGUGGCGCACGCCGGCGUCGCACCUGCAGGACCGGACGGCUCUCAUCUUCUUCUUCUCCGUCUUCUGGGGCUUCUUCCCGCUCUACAACGCCGUGUUCACCUUCCCGCUGGAGCGGCCCAUGCUUCUCAAGGAGCGCGCGUCGGGGAUGUACCGCCUCUCGUCCUACUUCGCCGCGCGCUCCGCCACGGACCUGCCCAUGGAGCUCGGUCUACCCACCGCGUUUGUAGCCAUCCUCUACUGGAUGGGCGGCCUCGAGCCGCACCCGGCGCCCUUCCUCCUAUCCCUAGCCGUCGUGCUCUACAGCGUGCUCGUGGCCCAGAGCCUCGGGCUCGCCAUCGGCGCCGUGCUCAUGGACGUCAAGCAGGGCACCACGCUGGCGUCCGUCAUCACCAUGGUUUUCCUCAUCGCCGGAGGCUACUACGUGCAGCACAUCCCGCCGUUCGUGGCUUGGCUCAGGUGGCUCAACUACAGCUUCUACUGCUACCGCCUCCUACUCGGGAUACAGUUCCCCAAUGGCGGCGGAUACUACGAGUGCGACGGCGCCGGCGGCCGACAUGGGCUGUGCCCGGUCGCCGAGUUCCCGUCGGUCAAGGCUGUCGGGCUCAACAACCACUGGGUCGACGUCUGCGUCAUGGCGCUGCUGCUCGUCGGGUACCGCGUCGUCGCCUACAUUGCCUUGGACCGCCUCAAGCCGAGGUGAAGCCAUCCAUGGAGUAGUAGAACCCAUCGGCCAUGGCGCCCAUGCAUGAAUCCAUCCAUGGAGUAGUAGAACCCGAUUGAUUAGCUCGGGGCCAGGAGGGACUAAUUAACAGCACGAGUAAAUUAACUAGUUUCUUGUUUAAUUUUGCCGUUUCUUGGAGGCAUGGAUGGAUGGUGAGAGUUGAUUAGUAGAGUGAUCAAGAUGGCGAAGAGAGGAUUAAUGGUGGUGACUAGUGUACGUUUGUGACUUGGCGCGAAAUAAUUACUAGUAUUUAUCUGUGGCGAGGAGAAGGAAGCACUUGUGAGUUGAGGCUCUGUAUAAUACAAGGUGGAAUAUAAUACAAA